GCUGCCUCUGGGUUUGGCUACUCGUCGCGCUCGCUGCGACAACCGGUGAUUUUGAUUUGGCAUCAAACAUCAUCUCUCCUUUACCAUCUUGUUCAUCUACCUGCGGCGAACAGCUUGAUUUGGCUGGCAUCCAUGUGAUGUAAUCUGAGAGGCCGGGUUCUUGAGAGCGCGAUGAGCAGCCAGGGAUUCGGUCCGGGGAGCCCCAAGUCCUUCCGCUACCCUCGAGCCGACUUCGAUCUCGAGUCCGGGAUCCCACGCAAGGGCCGCAAGCCCAAGAACCCUCACCUCGAGAACUCGGCGCUGAUGAGGAUCCGCUACUUCUACGAGGCGCACCCCGUGGCCGUCGCUCUCAUCCUCCUCUCCUUCGGCCUCAGCGUCCUGGUCCUUCUGUCGGUGUACGAGACCCGGUUUAGGACUAUGAGGAGCGGCAAUGCGUGGUUGAAUGAGGUUGGGGAGUACCCAUUCCCGAACCUCCGAAACCUUGUCAUGGUGGCCGGGCAUUCGAUUUACUCGAGCGCGAGCUGCGGGAAGACUGACCGCGAAGAUUCGUGGUUCUUGGAGCCGUAUCAGAAGCACCCUGGCCAGGCGGCCACGUUCUUGGCGCAUAUCAAGGAGGGGGUGGAGAUCGCGGCCAGGGAUGAAGAUGCGCUCCUGCUGUUCAGCGGUGGAGAGACGAGGAGAGAUGCCGGCCCGAGGAGCGAGGCACAGAGCUACUGGGCAAUUGCGGAGUCUAAAGGCUGGUUCGGAAAUGAUGAAAGUGUAAGCAGCCGAGCGCUCACCGAGGAGCAUGCACGAGAUAGUUUUGAAAACCUCCUAUUUAGCGUCUGCCGUUUCAGAGAACUUACUGGAAGAUAUCCACAAAAUAUAACUGUCGUAAGCUAUGAUUUCAAGGAGGAACGAUUUGCCCAAUUGCACAGAUCCGCACUUGGAUUCCCAGAAGGAAGAUUCUUCUUCUCAGGUACCCCAGCUACGCCUACAGCAAGGGAUGCUGCUCUGAAAGGUGAAGCCUCUGUCAGGUCUCAGUUCCUGGAAGAUCCAUAUGGAUGCCUAGGCUCUCUUCAUGUAAAGAGGCUCAAGAGGGACCCGUUUCACCGUACCAUUCCAUACCCGGAUGGUUGCCCUGAACUGAAGGGUCUGUUCUAUUGUGGCCCGGUGCCUUACUCUGGGCACCUUCCGUGGGCUCAGUAGCUCAGAGGACACAAUAUCUUGGAUUGAACUGCUACUGCCACUGUGAAAUUCCAAAAUUCUUGCAAUGACCUGGUUCGGAACUGACAGAAUAUAUUUUCAAUCUUGUCUUCCGUUCGACGGAGAAGCGAAGAGUUACGAUUGUGAGAUUGUUUCUGCAACAGAAGCAUGGUACAUGAUCAGUUAUAUAGGGUUUUCAUUUUCUUUUUUCCCCUGGUGACUUCUCUCAUGUCUCCAUUCCCCAUUGAAACUUGUGAAUUUGUUUGUACAUCUACUCUGUACCAUUAGCAAUGCAAAGGAGUCGCCCUUGCAGCUUAACCUGCACCAGUGGAAAACUGGAGGGCCCAUAAACAUUGUGUUUGUGAUAACCUGGUAUGCUUCCUUUGCUUGAUUAUUGUUCCCUAUA
Messenger RNA from Phragmites australis (common reed), 1591 nucleotides. RefSeq lists its product as uncharacterized. Gene Ontology annotation, cellular component: cytoplasm. Lineage: Eukaryota; Viridiplantae; Streptophyta; Magnoliopsida; Poales; Poaceae. The transcript has 3 exons. The coding region runs from base 172 to 1188 and encodes 338 amino acids. The record is from RefSeq and is a predicted model, not a curated record.